Arachis stenosperma is the source of this 1140-nucleotide messenger RNA. RefSeq lists its product as uncharacterized. Bases 286 to 615 code for a protein of 109 amino acids. The record is from RefSeq and is a predicted model, not a curated record. NCBI's taxonomy places the organism in Eukaryota, Viridiplantae, Streptophyta, Magnoliopsida, Fabales, Fabaceae. The transcript has 2 exons.
UUAACCCUUUUGUGAUAAACACAAGCACUAACAACACCACCACUGAAACACCAUUAUGAAAAGCCUCAUCAAAAAAAAAAAAAAAAAAGUGUUGGCACUUCCAAGUUCGGACCCAUAUAUUUUAUCUCUUAUGAGUUCAAAACUUCAUAUUUGCAGAUAGAAUGCUUCUAAAGUUUUGGGAUUGAACGAUUAUUGCAAUUGUACAAAAUUUAUAUUGUAUAAUCUCUGUUAAUUUUCUUGAGAGAACGCAAGAGACACGAACACGCACAUAUAUCGGAUUUGAAGAUGUGGCGCGUGGUUGAUGCGGUGAGAAGGAAUCUUCAGAACAUGAAGAAGAGCUCUAGGGUGGCCGAUGAGAGCAUGUUAGACAGAGGAGGAGAAGGAGGAGGAGAACAUGGUUGGAGCAUUGUGUGUUACAUUCUUCAAGCUCCAAUGUCAAUUCUCUCUUGUGUCUCUCAUCCUCAUGUUAAUAAUGGCUCUCAUCAUGCUGGGGUUUGGGCCUCCGCUGAGAUUGCACAAAUUUCUGAGAUGAAUCAGCUAAUGGGAUUACAGGGCAAGAAUGGCUUAGAGGAUGGAAAGGAAGCAUGCAAAAGUGGAAGGAAUACAAGAAGUUGAAGGAACUGCAAAGUUGUCAGCCUGACCCUCUCUCACUAAAACGACCAUAACUUGAGCUACAGAGGUCCAAAUGAUGCGGUUCCAGUUGCGUUAGAAAGCUAACGUCCGGAGCUUCGAUUUGAUACAUAAUUUGCCAUAAUGGCUGUACCACUAGGCGAUGCGAACGUGUGCCCCACGCGGACGCGUCGCAGUGACGAAAAUCAGCGUGGCUGAUUUCGUCCCCAGCGAUUUUUGGCCUAUUUCCGGCCCAGUUUCAAGCCCAGAGAACACAGAUUAAAGGUUGCAAAGUGGAGGAAUGAAGGGAGAAGACUAAUAAUUCACUUUUCAUAAUUUAGAUGUAGUUUUAGAGAGAGAGGUUCUCUCCUCUCUCUUAGGAUUUAGGAUUAGGAUUCCUCCUAAAGGACUUAGGAAUAUUUUUAUCUUCUUCAAUUACAGGUUCAAUAUUCCUCUUAUUUAUCUUUUCAAUCUAAUUUAUGAACUUUUCCAUGUUAGAUCUGAUUUCCUUUAUUAAUACAAUUUGAGGUA